This is a messenger RNA of Mustela erminea (ermine), 1671 nucleotides long. RefSeq names its product ring finger protein 212B (gene RNF212B). Gene Ontology annotation, cellular component: synaptonemal complex. Bases 122 to 1156 code for a protein of 344 amino acids. The record is from RefSeq and is a predicted model, not a curated record. Gene Ontology annotation, biological process: reciprocal meiotic recombination; protein sumoylation; homologous chromosome pairing at meiosis. The transcript is spliced from 15 exons. Lineage: Eukaryota; Metazoa; Chordata; Mammalia; Carnivora; Mustelidae. Gene Ontology annotation, molecular function: SUMO transferase activity.
UCGAGGCCCGCCCACCCCUCUUAGGAGACGUCGCCAGCCUCUUGCCUCUGCAUGGUGCCAGCCUUGGUGUAUAUUUUCCCGCCAUUUCCAGCUGUUCGUGAGGAGAACUGGAUGAUUUCGAAUGGAUUGGUUUCACUGCAACCAAUGUUUCCGAAAAGAUGGAGACAAUUUCUUUGUCACCAGCUGUGGCCAUAUUUUCUGUAAAAAGUGUGUGACCCUGGCUCACUCUGGCAAUGAUAUGGAGGGAAGACUGGGAAAAACCUUUAGUCCUCAAGGGAAGAAGAAAAAAUGUGCUGUUUGUGGAAGUGCUUGCAAGCAUCUGGCUCUUUCUGAUAAUCUGAAACCUCAGGAGAAGAUAUAUUUCAAAAGCCCUGUGGAGACAGCUUUGCAGUAUUUUAGUCACAUCUCUCAGGUGUGGAGUUUCCAGAAGAAACAAAUAGAUCUCCUCAUCGCCUUCUACAAGCAUAGAAUUACAAAGUUAGAAGCAGCCAUGCAGGAGGCACAGCAGAUGGUGACCAGGCAGGAAAAAGAGCUGUCAGUCUUAAAGAAGGAAAAUGGAGAGCUGAAGAAAUGUCUUGCCAUUCUAAAGGAAUCUCCAAAUUGGUACCAAGGAAGCAGGUCAGUUUUAUCAGGCCCCAUACUAGCCCUGAUUGAAAAUUGCUGUUCUUUCUUGACUCUUGGCUGCAACACCUGUGUGGGAUCAAAGGUGGAGGAGAUGGUUGGCCACACCUCGACCAGUGGGGAUUACUUCUCCAUCACAGUCAGUCGGUCCCCCUCUGUGGAAUCUAUUCCUUACAGAAUGUCUGACUUUAGUAGCUUGGGACAAGGAGCCAGAGGCCUGCAGGGAAGAAGCACUCCCAGGGAUUCUCAUACCGAAACCCCUUCACCAGCUUCUACUCACAGCUUUUCUUAUAGGCCUUCACCUGCUUCUUCGGGACAGGGGAUUUUUUCUUGUAGACCAUCACUAAAUGGUGGGAAUUCAGGCCACACAAGAGGCCUGAAUUCAGGCCUCACCCCCAACAAUUCAGGUCAGAGGGAUAGCAGAACCCCACUAGAGAGUCUUCCUGGUUUCCAGCUACCAGUUCAGCAGACUCUCUACGAACAGAGACAGAUGGGAUUAGCCAGGUCAAGAGAAGCAUGGACUACUUCCAGAUAGAUCGUCUUCAAGGUCUGAUCUAAACAUGUUGCUUAAAGAAGGCCUAUAGCAUCCAAUGCCCAUUAAGUGCCUUGGAAAAUGUCUCCCUGCCUUGUUUCCUGGUUUCACUCUCUUGACUUUUAUGAUAUACAUCCUCUGUUACCUCCUAGGAAAAUGGUCAGGCAUUAUAUAAGGCUAGUACUACAGGAAGAUGUUUAGAUCUCUCCCACACUCAAGUAGCUCUCUCAUUUCCUGCAACUUAAAGGUUGUAAAAACAAUUCUUGGCAUCAUUGGGUGUGAGAGGUAAUAUACUCAUUAAGUAUGGUUUAUUUCUAUAUUUCACUGUUUUAGCUUUGGGUAUAUUCUUCCAUUGCCAGUGUUAAUAAGCAAUAACUCUGUUCCUUGUCCUAAUUUAUUAUACUUUUGUUGCCUAUUGUUUCCUCUAUGCCUAGUUAAUUAUGUUGAUUUUCCUUUGAGACCCAGACUUUCAGCUUACUAAAGUAUAUAGGUAAAAUAAAGGUGUCCUUUUAUUGUUA